UGAGCAACUUACGUCAACUCGUGUUUUUAAUAUUUUGUCCUCGUAUAAUUAUACGAAGAUUGUGUAUUUAAUAAAUAAAGUAUUCAGUGAAAAGAAGAUCGCAUCUGGUUUGAAAGUAUGAUAUCAAAAAAGGAACUCACAAAAACAACAAUUGGUGAUAGUGAGAAUAGUUUGGAUGAAAAUAAAAUGGAGUUUACUCACAACAAUAUUGUAAAAAACGUUAACAACUUGAAACUACCAAACAAAAAAUGGUCAUCAGUGAUAUGUCUAUCUAAUAGAAUAAUGUUUUUUAAAAUUGAGAAAGAUUUUGAAUCAUAUCUAUCAGUUUCUCUGACUUCAGAUUUGAUUAUGAAUGCUUACUAUCAUUGUAAAAUAAUUAAUUGGAUGGAAUGUGACAAGGUUCAAGCAGAGAAAGAUAUUGAAGAUUUUCUACAAAUAUUUGACAAAGUCUUUCGCUCUGGUACAAUGUACAUGGACGAUAGAUAGUUUUUGUAAUGAAUUGAUAUAUUUGAGAUUCAAUGUUAUUCACGUAAGUUUAUAAUGAUUUUUUUUUUAAAUACAAUUAAUGAUCAAAUUUUAAAUUGAAUUUAUAAUCAAUUUAAAUCUAUAAUUAUUUCUAAACCUGAUUCUAAGGUUAGAUUUCAUAUAAAG
Leptopilina boulardi is the source of this 651-nucleotide messenger RNA. RefSeq lists its product as uncharacterized. Lineage: Eukaryota; Metazoa; Arthropoda; Insecta; Hymenoptera; Figitidae. The record is from RefSeq and is a predicted model, not a curated record. The transcript is spliced from 2 exons. Bases 118 to 486 code for a protein of 122 amino acids.